ACCGAUUGGUCAAGACUGCUGUGACAUCACAGGAAGGGGGUUCAUUAGUCACACGCUGGCACAACAUAGUAACCACAGCCUUUUGUUUUGCACGUAAUUGGCAUAUAAAGGGUGGGCUUUUAUUCUGGGAAUGAAGAUGCAUGUUGACAGCGUUUGUGUGAUUCAUGGUAUGGAUGUGCGGUGUCUAAAAGUUGGAAGGCGAGACGCGACCGUGACUUCCUGACUUUGCGGACAUUUAUAAAGGAUUUCUGGCCGCACUUUAGGUUGUUGUCUGCCAAUCUCUAAGGCAGGACAUUGCUAGGAGCUGCAAGGCUCUCGCCAAGUGGUCAAAAGUUCAUGUUGUAUAAUCUGAAGGACCCUGCACAAAACUCCAGAAACAUUGGAUAACUGGUUGGAUAUUUUGGGCUCAAUUGAAAUGCAGAUUAGAUGAACCAACCCCGGUGAACAGUCUCCAAGUAAAACAGCUGAUCUUCAAAUACUCUUGUGGUAUUUCUUGGCAAGCUAGAGUGCACUCUUGCUGCAGCACAGUGUGUGCAGGGUGAGCCGUCAGUACAUGUACAGUGCAUACCUACAAAAAUACACUUGUGAUUCAGUGAUGAGCUAUCGCAUUGUAACCUGGUGCAUGUGUUGGAAUGUUGUACGCAUGAGUGUUCAUAACACAGCCAAGGUCUGUUAACCUUUCAUAGAAGAGGGCUUACUGCUCUCAGCAUUCUCCACUUCUGAGCUGUUUUGUUCGUGAGGUCGUAAAUUGGCUCCUACAAAAAGUCCUGCCAAUUGAGGCAAGUCAGUCGUGCAGAACAGAGGAGUAGAGUUGUUUGGAGAAUAAACAGCGUUCACUUUUCCCAUGAUUUUGCACCAGAGUCUGUGUAGUGCCUUGUAAAUCAACAAAGAUAAACCACAGAUCUGCCUGUGCAUGCUGUAUAACGUGUGUGUCCAUCUACAGGUGCAAAUACUUUACAGAACGGCAACAGGAUACAUGGAAUAAGCAAAGUUUCUGAAAAUUGCCAAGGAAAUUGAGUUACCACCCUCUAGUGAAUCAACAGCCAGCCUAGUAGGCUCCUCAGGAAAAUCAACAGCUGUGUCAAGCAUCGGGGAGAGUCAUACAUUUGUAACAUUAUCUGACUUUGAAUGGUGUGACUGCAGAUUAUAGUAAUGUACAUUCAGGACAAACGACAGUCCUCAACGAUGGAGGAUCCCCAAGAGACGACCAAGUACGAUUAUGAAUACAUGAAAUUUGCUGGCGGCGGCGUUGAUGAGGGCAAAGGUGAAGAAGCCCUCUUUCAGGAUGAGCCCGAUUAUGUUCCCAUGGAGGGUGCUGAUGAUGCGCAUGUGCUAGCCAGAGCGUUGUACGACAACAACGCUGAAGCUCCGGACGAGCUCUCCUUUCGCAAAGGCGACAUCGUGUCCGUGCUGGAGCAGAAUACCAGCGGACUGGAAGGAUGGUGGCUGUGCUCCCUCAACGGUCGCCAAGGCAUCGCCCCCGGCAACCGGCUGAAAAUAUUGGCGGGAAUGUACGAGAGUCCACACAGCCCGCCCCCUUCCCAGACUGCCCAAAAGAUAAAGACCCCUAUGCGAGUUGGUCAGUCGUACAUCUAUGAUAGUCCAAGCGGCCUUCGAGCCCUAGGAGCCAACCAACAGGAAGACUACGAUGUGCCACCAAUCAGAGGCCAGGGCAAAGGGUACAAUACCCAGAACCUCGGUUACCAGACGGUGCCAGGUGCCAGCCGCAAUGUCCUCACUCACCAGCUCUCGGCUGAGGACACCUAUGACGUCCCGCCCAAUCUCCAAGGUGGUAAGUCACCGUCGCCAUCGAAGAUGCCCGAAGCUGCUCCCUUCAGGAAUCGGAAACAGUCCAUUGACGAGCUGUAUGACUCACCCAAGAAGCAGCAGCAGCAGCAGCAGCAGCAGCAGCAGGAGGUCUAUGACACAUUGCCCGCCUCCAAAGAUCCCAACUUACCGACGGAGAUUUACGAUUCGCCCCCGUUGAAAGGGAAAGUUUUGGACAGUCCACCCAAGUCACCAACUGAGGUGUACGAUGUGCCACCAGCUCUGCAGGCAAAGCAGAGUGGAGCCGAUAGGUUCCCCACAUCACCAGAGAGGUCCGUUUCUUCAAAUGGUCACCCUGCCCAGAAUGCAAACUCCCUUGACGUGUACGACACCCUACCGGGGCAAAAGUAUCCCACAGACGUGUAUGACGUGCCACCAGCACAUGACUUAUCUGCCAAGAGACCGUCAUUUCAGAAUGACGCUAAGGAACUCUGCGAUAGCCCAUCCAACACACCCUCCCAGGGGCUGUAUGACAGCCCCCCUAAGACCAAAAUCACUGUUCAGCACAGUGCAGACCACGUGUAUGAUAUACCACCACAGGUAACAAGGGACCAACCUCGAUCAGGCCGCGCGAGUCCAGUACACCGUGGAUCUGUGGAUCAAAUCGACGGGAAGAUGAAUCUUCUGUCCAUGACACGGCUAACUCGAUCAGUUGAAAAUCUAGACGAGUCAGGUGUGAGGAGCAAUGAGCUUGACGUGACAUCUGCAAUGGAGUUGCUAAAUGAAAAGCAGCAGGUAUUGGAGACGGCCAUUGCGUAUCUCAUGAGCUACGUCAGCAGCACAUGGCGCCACCAGUCUAAUCUGGAGCCCCGGAUUCACGAGAUCAAGUCCGCUUGCAAGCAGCUCAAAGUUGCCUUGGAAGAGUUUCUGGAAUUCUCCGACCAGUGCGUUGCGGGCGCAGCUAAACACAGCGAAGAGCUGUGGACGGGGAAGCUCUGUAAAUCAGCUCAGGCCAUGAGAGAGUCGCAUGCAUCUAUGGUGAAAUCACAUGCCGCCUUGGAUGAAAUGAACUGGCAGGUUUCCAAGCUGGUGUAUAAGCCCGGUUCCAGCACAGCCAACGAGCUGGAUCAAAUUGCCCUGUCAGCCAGGAGUGUUACUGACGACAUGAAGCGGUUUGUGUCCCUCGUCCAGGAGAAUGAAGCAAGCCUCUUCCGGCCAUCCUUUGCCCGGAACCUUAGCAAUCCUCAGGAGCGUCCCUUGCCGACACCUCCAGCGACAUCUUCCAGCAACACAAACUGGCUGUCUCCGGAGAAGGAGAGCCCUGCAAAAGGGGCCAUCCAGUCCAGACCAUUACCCCAGUUACCUCCGGGUGGCGCCCCUGCCUCCGCCCAGCCUGAUGACCCCAGCCAACCUCCUAACAAGGACGCAAUCGCCGAUUACGGCUACCUCACCAAGAAGGAUCCGCUCAUUAACAAACAGAUCAUUGUGACGGACCCCGGUGCCAAGCAGCCCUCGGUCCUCCUGCCCAACGACAAACAGAUCCUGGCGUUUUACGUCAACGACGUGGAGUCUCUAGUCAACACCCUGAGCAGUGCCAUUGAUCUGUUCUUCACCUGCAUUGAGGCCAACCAGCCCCCGAAGGUCUUCGUGGCCCACAGCAAACACAUCAUCUUGAUUGGCCACAAGUUGGUUUUCAUCGGAGACACGCUGCACCACAACUUGCAGCACCCGGAGGUGCGCAAUCGCAUCAUACGCUGCAGCGACACCCUCUGCGAGUGUCUGAACGGUGCCGUGAACACCACCAAGGUGGCUGCCUUGCAGUAUCCUGCCGUCGGCCCGCUGCAAGAAAUGGUCGAUAGGAUCACAGAUGCUGCCAAUUCCACGCAAGACUUAAAAGCAGCCAUUUUACAGUGUGCUGCUUUGUAAUACUGACUAAGAAUUUAUGUGAAUACAAGAUUCGGAGUGGACAUUCAUUUCUGAUGUUGGAUUAAUGUAAAAACAACUGACAUGGAUCAGUUUUUACGAUUGUACAAAUAAACUUCAUUGUUUCUCUGACAAACAGAGAUUGCAUUUUGGUUUUCAAAUAUUUUUAUUUGUACAGACACUUUCAAUUAUAAGUUGAAAUGAUUUUUUUGUAUAAAGGAAAGAGAUAGCAAAUCAAAUGUGUACAAACAUGACAAAGAGAUAAAAAGCUGAAAAUGCACAAACGAGAAAGGAAAAAUAAACCUGAAAAUGCACAGAUUGUAAAAUGUAUGCGAAGUCCGGGCCUCUUUAUGCAGCUGCUAAUCACAGUAAACAUUUGCUGAGCAGAAACAGAUUAGCAGACUAACUGAUAUACACAUUGUAUUGCUACAUGUACUUUGCUUACAUUGUUCCAUAACAAAUUUUAAGCACUGUUUUCUGCUUAGGGCCCCAAAAAAUAGUUCUGCUUCCGAUUACAUCGCAUUUGAAAAUAGAGUAGGUAGGUAGGGAAUUUUUUUGGGGGUG
This is a messenger RNA of Patiria miniata (bat star), 4254 nucleotides long. Its product is annotated as breast cancer anti-estrogen resistance protein 1-like. Gene Ontology annotation, biological process: cell surface receptor protein tyrosine kinase signaling pathway; cell migration. The record is from RefSeq and is a predicted model, not a curated record. Gene Ontology annotation, cellular component: cytoplasm; plasma membrane. Bases 1153 to 3693 code for a protein of 846 amino acids. Gene Ontology annotation, molecular function: protein binding. Lineage: Eukaryota; Metazoa; Echinodermata; Asteroidea; Valvatida; Asterinidae. The transcript is spliced from 3 exons.